CAUAUUUUCAGACAACGGUGAAGAAGAUGGCGGCGUCGCGAACGUCCACUUGCUGCCUUGGUGUGGUGAUCUGUGGUAUUGUCAGCGCGAUUGGGUUGCUUGGCCUCGGCCUCGUCUACUGGAGCAUUCCCGCAGGCAAACCAUCCUUCCAUACCUUCACAAAGCUCGCGGCGGAACGCUUCACUUCCGAAGCUGAGCUCCACGCCGCCAAUCCACUUGUCCACCACGAUGUGUCGGACUCGCAUAGCCAUGUGCUCUUCUCGUGGCAAAGUCCAUUGUGCGCCAAGCACCUUGAUGAGCAUGACCGCGACACAAUGCAGUCGCGCUUCCACGUCCAGCACUGGUCCGACGUGACGUGGAAGGACAUGUUUCAUACUCUUUCGUCGUUAAACAGUGGCGCUACAGACGACCCUGUCGUGACCGCGCUUCCAAGAAAUAUCUACACCAACGAUUGUUUUGCAUCGUUGGAGAAUGUCCGAACGUCCCAGCAAAUUUCAUUUCGCGUUCGAAGUCGCGCCGACCCAGGUGCGAUCUUUCAAUUGUUCCAGUCACCGUGGAGUGCUUGGAGCAAUACGGUGGUCUUGCCUCCUUUUCGAACGUCCCCCGGCGACCACGGUGACGACAGAGCCUUCUACGAUCAACUGUGGUGGGGACUCACAGUGGUGAGCUUGGUGACGGCCCUGUAUUCGCGAUGGAAUGUUGCGCCAGACACCAUGCACGGAGCUGCAAAGCGCAAGAUCGCAGCGCUUCAGGAGGAAGUGACGAACCUCAAACAAGAACUGCUCGAUGCCGAAAACGAAAACAAGCUCCUCAUGCGGCUCAAGGGCUACGGACUGGAGGUGCUGUCGUGGAAAGAGCUCCAUGAGUUGGAACAUGAAUUGCACGUCGGCUUGGAAACCAUUGAGCUCCACAAGGAAGUGCUGCACCCGUCGCUUCUCGAUAGCGGCAGCCAUUGCAGUAGCUCGGCCAGCAGCCGAAGCCACACACCGCCGCCCAGUCCACGCCCCCUCCAGCACAACUAAUAUUUAUACGCCACUCAAUAUUAAAAGAGUCAGUUCUUAAGUCGC
Aphanomyces invadans is the source of this 1067-nucleotide messenger RNA. RefSeq lists its product as hypothetical. NCBI's taxonomy places the organism in Eukaryota, Oomycota, Saprolegniomycetes, Saprolegniales, Verrucalvaceae. Bases 27 to 1022 code for a protein of 331 amino acids. The record is from RefSeq and is a predicted model, not a curated record. The transcript is spliced from 2 exons.